GAUCUCUCAAUGAUCAUCUUCAUAAUCCAUUACUUAAAGGUGGGAGAUUUUGGACUUGCAAAGCUGGUAGACAGAACCGAUGAUGAAAAUUUUAUAACAACUAGACUUGUAGGAACACCAGGUUACCUUCCACCAGAGUCUCUAAAGGAGCUUCAAGUGACCCCAAAAACUGAUGUGUUUGCGUUUGGAGUGGUGCUUUCAGAGAUGUUAACAGGGAACCGAGCAUUAUUCCGAGAAAGCCAAGAAGAGAUUAAAAUGAAAUCACUGAUUAAUGUUGUUAAUAAAGUAUUCCAAGAUGAUGAGCCAGAGAUUGCCUUAGAAGAUGCCAUAGAUAAGAAUCUAGAAGCAAGCUGUCGGAAGGAAGAUGUCUACAAGUGUCCAAGACAACCCAACGACAAUGAUUGUGGAUAUUAUGUGUGUCAAUAUAUGAAGAAAAUUAUUAAGGAGGAACAAUUUCAACUGAUUAUUUUUCUAGUUGCAGAUGCCAACAUUAUCAUGAAAGUCAGAUCAUUGAAGUUAGGGAAAAUUGGUGUUUACAUGUAAUUAGUACAUGCA
Messenger RNA from Vigna radiata var. radiata (mung bean), 555 nucleotides. RefSeq names its product lysM domain receptor-like kinase 10. Gene Ontology annotation, biological process: innate immune response; protein phosphorylation; proteolysis. Lineage: Eukaryota; Viridiplantae; Streptophyta; Magnoliopsida; Fabales; Fabaceae. The transcript has 5 exons. The record is from RefSeq and is a predicted model, not a curated record. The coding region runs from base 10 to 543 and encodes 177 amino acids. Gene Ontology annotation, molecular function: transmembrane receptor protein kinase activity; ATP binding; cysteine-type peptidase activity.